Molecule: messenger RNA, 1572 nt
Organism: Puntigrus tetrazona (Sumatra barb)
Lineage: Eukaryota; Metazoa; Chordata; Actinopteri; Cypriniformes; Cyprinidae
Gene: duoxa
Product: dual oxidase 2
Exons: 7
Coding region: 14-988 (324 amino acids)
Biological process (GO): protein transport
Cellular component (GO): endoplasmic reticulum membrane
Source: RefSeq, a predicted model, not a curated record
CUGUGGAGGGAAGAUGACUUUCUACGAUGGCAUUUACCCGUUCUACUCUCUACAAAGGAGCCCGUUCAUCGUCGACAUCAGCCUGCUGGUCGUGAUUCUGGUUUUCUCGGUCCUGGCCGUCAGUUUCCUCUUCAUUCUACCGGGAAUACGGGGCAGAUCGAGACUGUUUUGGAUGUUCAGGAUAAUCGUUAGUUUAUUUAUUGGAGUUGUUUUAGUAGUGUUGAAUUUUACCGGAGAUUGGGCCGAAGCCAGCGUGAAGGCCAACGCCACCUACAAAUCCUUCAGUAACGCUGUGGUUUCUGCUGAGGUGGGACUUCAUGUGGGGCUGUAUGGCAUAAACAUUACACUCAAAGGCGAGCCAGUAUCGCAGAUAAACGAGACCAUUGACUACAACGAGAUCUUCAGGUGGUCGAGCAGCGUGGACGAGCAGUAUAGCGAUGCGCUGGAGCGAGGUCUUCCCAACCCCAUCCUUUACAUCGCAGAGAAGUUCACUCGCAACAGCGCCUGUGGCCUCAUCUACCAGUACAGAUACUCAGGCCGCUUCGCCUCAGCCAAUCUGUGGACGGCUUUUUGCUGCUGGCUCGUGGCCAAUAUCCUCUUCUCAAUGCCUGUCAUCCUCUACGCCGGGUACAUGAUGAUAGCCACGGCGGCUUUCAUCUUCUUCUCCAUGGCUUCCUUCUCAACCAUAUUCAGUGUGACCCCAUGCGACUUCAGUAUAGGGGCAGAGUCCUUAAGUGCAGACUACAGCCAUUCCUUCUGGAUCGCUUUGGCUACGGGUUUGUUGUGCGCUGUGAUUGGUUCGGUGGUGGUGAUAUCGGACUGUCUGUUUCCUGCGAGGAUGAGGGAGGUCUUCAGUGUGGGCGUGGACAACGAGGAUGACCAAUGCAGUACUGGUGAAGGCUACCUCAACUCAGGCUUUCUAGAGGGAGUGAUCUAUGACGACAGCACACAGACGUCUCAGCAGAUCACCACGUUAACAAGACUUUGAGGAGCGGUUUGCUGUCAUCCACAACUACUACUUGAAAACUUACAGACCCAAUCUGUAUAUAAAAUGGUUUCUGAUACAACUGUUCUAUACGAUCUGCAUAUCCAUAUGUAUAUAUGUACAUAACAAAAAAUAAAAUACAAAUUCUACAAGGUGUAUCUUUUCAUUGUCGUUUUUACAGUUCUUUUAAGUCCAAUGAGAUGACAUUUGGCGAUACCAAGAUUUAAUUCAUAUACCCAUGAGCAUGAUUUUUACAUCUAAAAUAUAGUCUGCAUAGAUUAAUUUCUUCAGUUGUGUGAUCUGAAUAUGGAAGUUCAUUAUUACUGUAAAAUAAUCAAUAUAUAAGUCAUUUGUACGCACACACAUAGCCACACGUCACAAAAAAAUCAUUUUUCAUUACUUUAAAUAUGAAUUGAAAAAAAUAUAUAUAUGAAAAAGUUUAGUGUUGAAUAAUUAUAUGAAAAUUAAAUUCUAAAAUAAGUACAAUUGUAUAAACUAUACAGACAUUUAAAUAAAAAGCGGAAAACAAAAUAUACAAAUACAAUUACUUCAGAAUUAAUAUCUCAAUGAUGCUAAAAAAAAACGAA